This is a messenger RNA of Leptidea sinapis, 411 nucleotides long. RefSeq lists its product as uncharacterized. The record is from RefSeq and is a predicted model, not a curated record. NCBI's taxonomy places the organism in Eukaryota, Metazoa, Arthropoda, Insecta, Lepidoptera, Pieridae. Bases 76 to 411 code for a protein of 111 amino acids. The transcript is spliced from 3 exons.
AUUAAAUGAGUUCCUAAUACUAAUUAAAAGUUUGUUAGUCUAACUUUCUCGUUAGGUGUUACAUAUACCUAUAAGAUGGUGAAUAUUAUUCUAUUAUCAACUACUCUGAUGGUGCUGCUACCUGCCAGUCAGUCGUACAUUCUCCUCUCAGCAAAUAUGGAUGACGUCCACCUGCUAGCGACGCAGCUGUACACAUCUCCUGUGGUUGACGAGCUCGGCAAGAUAUGGAGGAGAGCAUCGAAGCAGUUCAUGGAGACAUUAAAAAAGACCGAAGAUGGGAACUAUUAUUCAGACAGCUACAACGGCCGACGUAAAAAUGACGAUGAACAACAGUUCCUGGUAGAGUUGGGGAAAAAAGCAACCGUUUACCUGAAAUCAUUCAGACGUAUGAUUGAUAACAUAUCAGAUUGA